Lucilia cuprina (Australian sheep blowfly) is the source of this 2446-nucleotide messenger RNA. RefSeq lists its product as uncharacterized. Bases 759 to 2180 code for a protein of 473 amino acids. The record is from RefSeq and is a predicted model, not a curated record. Lineage: Eukaryota; Metazoa; Arthropoda; Insecta; Diptera; Calliphoridae. The transcript has 2 exons.
CUGGGUAACAAUCUUGUCGCGAUGCGAGGGCUUACGUACACUCUGUUGUCAGGGCCUUCUGAGUUUAUUGGCUUCAAACCUCUACUCGCGGUGUGUUCUGGCUUAUAAAGGGGUGUAUAACUAAAGGUUACUCAUCCUGUCAUGAUAUGGCUGUAGCAAUAAGCGGUUUAUAUAGCUUGUCGCUUUAUUAUCAUGACAUAGAUGAUACGUGAUUGCCCAUUGCAGGUUCGCUCUUGAUUGAUAAGAGCUUUACUAUUAGGGUAUUACGCUAUAUAAGCACUUUUAAGGUCAAGGUGGUUGGAAGCAGUGCCGAGGUCCUGAAUGGCUAAUUAGUGCGUAAAUAAAUUAGUCGUUAACAGCUCCCUUCAGCGUCAGGGUAAAACGCUGUUGUAAGAUAGUUGCCUAGUCCACGUAUGCCGUCACUGCGUGGAUGGUCCGUCCAAACGAGCAUAUUCGUGGGAUCAAAAUUGAGCCAGAACAUUUAAAUAAAAAAAAAGGAAGAGGAAGUAGCGGACAGAAAAGACGUACAAUGUGACGAAAGGGUAGUAGAGCUGGACACUACGGCUUUCAGGGACCGGACUAGUGAGGAUGGUGGGGAUACAGACCUAUCAUUAGACGGAGGACUGACACUGACUGACAUUCAUGCUAGGAUCUUGAAGCAUGAAGAACAGAUUCUAACGGACUGUAAUGUGGACGACCUUCUAGGGUUGUCGAAGGACUCCUUUGGAGAAUCCGGCGCCACACGGAAGUUUGGGGAGAUGGAUCUGUCAUCCGACGGGGAACAUAACACCACUGUGGUGUCUGCUCACGGUCGGAUGACAGAGUCAUCCCCUCCUACUGACGAGGCCAAGGAGGACCAAUGUAGCCUCUCGGAAGAAGGUCGUCCACAUGGCGUAAAGAACGCCAAUCUCGUUCGGCAAGCCGCCGUGGAGGAGUCGCCUAGAGCCCCUCCACGAGAUCUUGCUAAUGCUGGUCGAACGAAAGAGGAUAGGGCGAAGAACGGCACCCGGAAAUCUCUGGCCUUUCUGGCUAAGAUGGAGCAGAGAGAUCCGGCGUCGUUCUCAUCAAAGGAGAAGUACCUCGUCAAGAAGCACAAGCAUGACGUAGCUAGAUUUGAAAGAAUCUAUGGUCCUGUUAGUGUUAUCUUGGGGUGGCCUUCUAAGGAACAGCAAGCAGGUAAUGAGGUUGGCCAGGUAUGCACUCACAAGGGUGUGGGGCCUUCAACAUCGGCUGCUUGUCGUGACGAAAACAAAAAGGAGGAUGGUGUUAUUGCUGCCGAAGCGCUCAGGGCCUCGGCGGGAGCUGCGGGUGGCAACAAAACAUCAUCCAAAGUGGUGCCAGGGGCGAAGAGGGAAGGGAAACCUCCAGCUGCUUCUCCUAAGGGUCCUCAAAAGGGGGCCAUUAGGAGAACCGGGUCUGGAGGUGGCCAGAACUCCAAGCUAAAGGGGCCCAGAAAAUCUUCGUCGCUGAGGACGGCUGGUAGAAACCCGGCUAGCACCUCUAAUGAGCCUCAAAAGGGGACCAUUAAAAGAGCUAGAUCUGGGGAUGAUCAGCCGACCUCAUCAACGAAGAAGGUGAAGAAAUCCACGAGCCUGGAUGGAAACUUUCGGGCGGCUGUUAUAGAUCGGUCUGAUCCGGAUGGGAAGAUCAGUCCCGAGCUUUGGCAGCUGGUCGAGGGCAGGUUCCUGGACGAAAUCGCUGCUUACAGUGGUAGCCCAGAUGACGUAUCCUUCAAGGGUGCAGACUGGGCUAGGGGCAUCAAGAUUGUCAACUGUGGCAAUAAAAAUUCCUUUGAAUUUUUAAGGGCCACGGUUGCCAAGCUUGGAGACCUUAGUCCGGACUCAAAGCUCGAGGUGAUUUAUGCAUCUGAAUUACCACUCAGGUCAAUAGUGACAGUGUGGAUUCCACCACCCAUAAGACCGGUGGACACCAUACUGGCGGUAUUGGCCAAGCAGAACAGUAAUCUCCUUACAAACCAAUGGAAGUUUGUUGCUUCAAUGGUGUGCAAGGAGAAUACAGGGAGGGAUUUCCGUUUCGCUGUAGACGACAAAUCCCUCGAGAUCUUGGAUGGGCUGAGGGGAGUUGUCAACUUCGGACUUGGAACUGUACGGUUUAGAUACUCUAAGCAUGACAGAUCCAAGGAAGCUGCAGGUGGUGCAAAUAAACCUGCAUCAUUGUGAGGCAGCUUCAGCGGAGUUGGCAAGGUUCAUCACCCAUUCCAAGACGGACGUGGCCCUAAUCCAAGAACCGUGGCUAAAUAACAAUAGGGUUUGUGGAUUAGCGAUCACAGGAUAUACUUUGUUCGUCCCGUCCACUGAGGAUAAGGAGCGGUGAUCUAACCGUUAUAAACAGAGAGGUCAAGGGUGAGCGGUUGCUCUCGGUGGCCUCAGUGUACAUGCCGUAUGAAGCUAUAGAGCCGCCUGGUGUAGAGGUGCUGGAGCUGACG